Aureococcus anophagefferens is the source of this 696-nucleotide messenger RNA. RefSeq lists its product as hypothetical. Lineage: Eukaryota; Pelagophyceae; Pelagomonadales; Pelagomonadaceae. The transcript is spliced from 2 exons. Gene Ontology annotation, cellular component: cytoplasm; mitochondrion. Gene Ontology annotation, molecular function: ATP hydrolysis activity; ATP binding. The record is from RefSeq and is a predicted model, not a curated record. Bases 1 to 696 code for a protein of 231 amino acids.
AUGGCUGCGCCGGCGCGUGGAGCUGCCAUUGCGCUGUUGCGCGCUCGCGGAGCUCUGCGACGCGUCGCCGCGCGACACGCGCUGAGCACGCUGCCCACGGCGCGCUACGAGGCGCUCGUGGCCGACGGCGCGCUGCGCCGCGACGACCACCAGUUGGCGGCCCUGCGGACCCUGGACCGGGUCUGGAAGGAAUUGGAAACCUACGAGCCGCCGAACGCGGCGCCGCUCCUCGGCCUCGAUUCCAAGGCGCCCGUCGGCGCGUACGUCCACGGCGGCGUCGGCUGCGGGAAGACGUAUGUGAUGGACCUCUUCUUCGACGUCGCGCCGACGCAAAACAAGCAGCGCGUCCACUUCCACGCCAUGAUGCUCGACGUCCACGGCAAGCUCGACGCGCUGCGGCGCCGCGACGGCCCGCCGCACCCGAACCCGAUGCGGGCCGUCGCGCUCGACGUCCUGCAAAACGGGUCGCUCCUCUGCUUCGACGAGUUCCAGGUCACGGACAUCGCCGACGCGCUCGUGGUCAAGUCGCUCUUCGAGCACCUCUUCGACAGCGGCGCCGUCGUCGUCGCGACGAGCAACCGCGCGCCGAGGGACCUCUACGAGAACGGCGUGCAGCGCCAGGUCUUCGAGCCGCUCAUCCCUGUGUGGAAAUCAAAUCUUCAACCCGACUUCAAUGUGCGCGUAUUCGAAUUUUGA